Microtus oregoni (creeping vole) is the source of this 7523-nucleotide messenger RNA. RefSeq names its product Rho/Rac guanine nucleotide exchange factor 2 (gene Arhgef2). The transcript is spliced from 27 exons. Bases 220 to 3738 code for a protein of 1172 amino acids. Gene Ontology annotation, cellular component: cytoskeleton; ruffle membrane. Gene Ontology annotation, biological process: positive regulation of neuron differentiation; cell morphogenesis; regulation of Rho protein signal transduction. Gene Ontology annotation, molecular function: microtubule binding; guanyl-nucleotide exchange factor activity. Lineage: Eukaryota; Metazoa; Chordata; Mammalia; Rodentia; Cricetidae. The record is from RefSeq and is a predicted model, not a curated record.
UGGUCAGGACUGGAGUGAGUGUCCCCUGGCCCCUAUGCAAACUUCUGGAUCAUGAACAGUAGUUCCUGGAGAGGGACCCAGACAGAGGCACCCCUGCUGAGGUGCUGGGAUCAACCCUUAGAGGACUUGCACAUGUAUUGAAGUCGCCAGCUGAGGGCAAGAGCAGGUUUCCCAUCUUCAGGACCUCUCCCAGGUCUGAGCUGUCUCCGUGUACCUUCCAUGAACAAAUCGGCCCCAGAGGAGUCUCUCGUAGGUGAAGGCCCAGUGUCCCAGGGCCACACUCCAUGCUGCCUGUCUGAAGUUGAAUCCAGUCAGCAGCUGGAGGAAGAGGAGGUCGAGGAAGAGUCGGGGAGAAAGAGAAAACAGGAAGACAGUGAUGGCGCCCACGCCUCACCCCUUAGAAGAUGUGGGGCUUUCCGCACCCAUAACCACACCAAUGAUUCCUUCAAAAGACACAGUUGGGGACCUGACAAGGAUUUACAGGACCCAAUGAGCAGGAGGAGACUGCAGUCCUUGGGAUGCCCAGGUUCCCAAGAAGACCCCUUUCUGCAGAGCCACGAGGAAUUGGACACCUUUCUGGGAGCUCAGCAGCAGCAGCAGCAGCUGUGUGGUCAACCCUCCUCCCACCCGGCCCCUGGCAUGCUGUCCAAGGCUGUGUCCAUGAGCGGCAUCAAUUUCCUCUUGGACUGCUUAGAUCCAGAUGCAGGUAACUCGUUCCGGUCCUCUGCCACAGACCUCAGCAAAUGUGGUAACCAGCUGGAAGAAGACUCAGGGGCCUGGGCAGGCUCCUCCCUGCGACGGACCUUCAGUUUCCUCUUGGGCAUGACAGGCAAGGCCAAGACCCGGGAAAAGGAGAAGAUGAAGGAAGCCAAGGACGCUCGCUAUACCAACGGCCACCUCUUUACCACCAUCUCAGUCUCGGGCAUGACUAUGUGCUACGCCUGUAACAAGAGCAUCACAGCCAAGGAAGCCCUCAUCUGCCCAACCUGCAAUGUGACUAUCCACAACCGCUGUAAAGACACCCUGGCCAACUGUACCAAGGUCAAGCAGAAGCAACAGAAAGCUGCUCUGCUGAAGAACAACACUGCCCUGCAGUCUGUUUCUCUCCGAAGUAAGACAACCACCAGAGAGCGACCAAGCUCCGCCAUCUACCCUUCUGAUAGCUUUCGGCAGUCCCUGCUUGGUUCACGGCGUGGCCGCUCCUCCUUGUCUUUGGCCAAGAGUGUUUCCACCACCAACAUUGCUGGACAUUUCAAUGAUGAGUCUCCCCUGGGGCUGCGUCGGAUCCUCUCCCAGUCCACAGACUCCCUCAACAUGCGGAACCGAACCCUGUCCGUGGAAUCCCUUAUUGAUGAAGGUGCAGAAGUGAUCUACAACGAACUCAUGAGUGACUUUGAGAUGGACGAGAAGGACUUUGCGGCAGAUUCGUGGAGCCUUGCGGUGGACAGCAGCUUCCUGCAGCAGCAUAAGAAGGAGGUGAUGAAGCAGCAGGAUGUCAUCUACGAGCUGAUCCAGACAGAGCUGCACCAUGUAAGAACACUGAAGAUCAUGACGCGCCUCUUCCGCACCGGGAUGCUGGAAGAGUUGCAGCUGGAGCCUGGAGUAGUGCAGGGCCUGUUCCCCUGUGUGGAUGAGCUCAGUGACAUUCACACACGCUUCCUCAGUCAGCUGUUGGAACGCCGGCGUCAGGCCCUAUGUCCAGGCAGCACCCGGAACUUUGUCAUCCAUCGUCUGGGUGACUUGCUCAUCAGCCAGUUCUCAGGUUCCAGCGCAGAGCAAAUGCGCAAGACCUACUCGGAGUUCUGCAGCCGCCACACCAAGGCCUUAAAGCUCUAUAAGGAGCUGUAUGCUCGAGACAAGCGCUUCCAGCAGUUCAUCCGGAAAGUGACCCGCUCAGCUGUGUUGAAGCGACAUGGGGUCCAGGAGUGCAUUCUGCUGGUGACUCAGCGGAUCACGAAAUACCCAGUGCUCAUCAAUCGGAUCCUGCAGCAUUCUCACGGCAUUGAAGAAGAGUGCCAAGACCUGACGGCAGCGCUAGGCCUGGUGAAGGAGCUGCUGUCCAAUGUGGACCAGGAUGUGCACGAGCUGGAGAAGGGGGCCCGCCUGCAGGAGAUCUACAACCGAAUGGACCCUCGAGCUCAGACCCCUGUGCCUGGCAAGGGCCCCUUCGGCCGAGAGGAACUUCUGCGGCGUAAACUUAUCCACGAUGGCUGCCUGCUCUGGAAGACAGCCGCAGGUCGCUUCAAAGAUGUGCUGCUGCUGCUGAUGACAGAUGUGCUAGUGUUUCUCCAGGAAAAGGACCAGAAGUACAUCUUUCCUGCCUUGGACAAGCCUUCGGUGGUAUCCUUACAGAAUUUGAUCGUAAGAGACAUUGCCAACCAGGCAAAGGGGAUGUUUUUGAUCAGUGCUGGCCCGCCUGAGAUGUACGAGGUGCACACAGCGUCCCGAGAUGACCGUAGUACUUGGAUCCGUGUCAUUCAGCAGAGCGUGCGCGUAUGUCCCUCUAGGGAGGACUUCCCUCUGAUCGAGACAGAGGAUGAGGCCUACCUCCGGAGGAUCAAGAUGGAGCUGCAGCAAAAGGACCGAGCGCUGGUGGAGCUGCUCCAGGAGAAGGUCGGACUGUUUGCUGAGAUGACCCAUUUCCAGGCAGAUGAAGAUAGUGUCAGUGGGAUGCCCCUGCCCGCCCUGCCCAGGGGCCUUUUCCGUUCUGAGUCCCUUGAGUCCCCUCGAGGCGAGCGACUGUUACGAGAUGCCAUCCGUGAAGUGGAAGGCCUGAAAGACUUGCUGGUGGGGCCUGGUGCUGAUCUGCUUUUGACACCCCGAGAACCAGCUUUACCUUUGGAACCUGAUAGUGGCAACACCAGUCCUGGGGUCACUGCUAAUGGAGAGGCCAGGACUUUCAAUGGCUCCAUUGAGCUCUGUAGAGCAGACUCAGAUGCCAGCCAAAAGGAUCGGAAUGGAAAUCAGUUGAGGUCACCCCAGGAGGAGGCGUUACAGCGAUUGGUCAAUCUCUAUGGACUUCUGCAUGGCCUUCAGGCUGCUGUGGCCCAGCAGGACACUUUGAUGGAAGCCCGAUUCCCCGAGGGUCCUGAACGAUGGGAAAAGCUAUCCCGAGCCAACUCUCGGGAUGGCGAAGCUGGCCGGGCUGUAGUUGCUCCUGCGGCUCCUGAGAAACAGGCAACGGAAUUGGCCCUGCUGCAGCGGCAACACACGCUGCUUCAGGAGGAGCUGAGACGCUGCCGGCGACUGGGUGAAGAGCGGGCAACUGAAGCUGGCAGCCUGGAGGCCCGUCUCCGGGAAAGUGAACAAGCCCGGGCCCUGCUGGAGCGGGAGGCUGAAGAGGCCCGCCGACAACUGGCAGCCUUGGGCCAAAAUGAGCCACUCCCAGCAGAGGCCCCCUGGGCCCGCAGGCCUCUGGACCCUCGUCGCCGCAGCCUUCCAGCAGGCGACGCUCUCUACUUGAGCUUCAAUCCCCCUCAGCCCAGCAGAGGCCAUGACCGCCUGGAUUUGCCUGUGACUGUCCGUUCCCUCCCCCGACCCUUUGAAGACCGAGAGAGGCAGGAGCUUGGUAGCCCCGAGGAGCGGCUGCAGGACAGCAGUGACCCCGAUACAGGCAGUGAGGAGGAAGGCAGUAGCCGCUUAUCUCCACCCCACAGUCCUCGAGACUUCACCCGAAUGCAGGACAUCCCGGAGGAGACAGAAAGCCGAGAUGGGGAGCCUACAGCUUCAGAGAGCUAAGGGGAUCCCCACCUCCUGCCUGGUGCCCCACUGAAGAACAUUAAUUAGUAAAGGGGUCAAACCUUGGGGACCCCAUUCUGCCAAUAAUGAGGGAAUAUUUGAAAGAACUGCUGAUUGUCCUUGCCAGCUCCUGGGAUCCUUGGAUGCCUAUGGCCAUGUGGGACUGGGGAUUUAGAGGUCACAGCCCCCAGGUGGCAUCCAAGAGCUACACCACAGAUGCCAGUUUUUCAUGCCUUCUUCCCUCUACUUAGGAAAAUUAUUUAUUUAUUGUUUAUUGGUUAUGUGGGGGAGAGCGAGACUUAAAGGACCAGGGAUAUGGGAACCAAGCCAUAGGGACCAGAGGGCCUUUCCUUUCACACCGCUGGGACACGUGUAGCUUAGCCACAAACUGCUGGCUCCAGGCUAACACCCACUCCAGCUACUCCCAUCCAUGGCCACAGAACCUACUGCCCCUUUAAGGAGGGCUGUGGGUAGGCCUGUGUCCCUUUCCCCACUCUCCUUAGGCUCCUCCUGCUGGUUUUCCUCUCCUCAUCCUCCAUGGAAAUCCGGCUCCUUGGGGUUGAUGGAGUCGAGGCUAGGGUGGCCAUGAUGUAUUAGGGUGGGGGAGGAAAAAUCCACAGAGACCAGAAUGUUUUGUUUUUGUUUUCUUUUUUUGUACCAAAGCCAACUGCACGUGUUUUAUAUUUUUAAAAGAAGAUUGUAGGUACUUCUAGCCCCAUGUCUUUGAACUUGAGGAAUUGGGGAGACAGUGGCUUCUUUCACCUACAGUCAGGGCUCUCCUGUUCGGAAUUCUUCCUCAGCCAUUCGAAAGAAGCUCUAAGGUGGGUUAGGGAACCUCGAACCCUCACCUCAUCUCCCACCACGGCAACUGUGGUUGAAACGUAAGCAAGAAAGGGGGGAGGUUCAAUGCACCCCUAAUAGCCACCAGCAAUAGCCAUUUGUCGGCCAAUUUAAUUGUUAAAAACAAAAAGACAGAGACAGUAACAACAAAGAAAGAAAGAAAAACCCAAGCAGGGAAAAAAAUUAAAGACCUGAAAGGCACCAGGUGCUGUCUCUAUGGCCCAUUCAAAGGAUUGCGGUGCCUGCAGCCAGGCAGUGACUAUGGUUUCUAUAAAGGGGCUGCCACUACCUCACUGAAGAGGCCACUAAAAAAAAUGAAGCUGUCCAAACCCUCGUUAAAAUCUCAAAGUUACAAUGAUGAAAAUGAAGCUGCACCCAGGCUCCAGGGGCUGUCGGUGGCUCCAAUAUUAGAAAACUGGUUUGCAUCUUAUUUGUAUGCUGUGCUUGGAUAUCACAUCUGGCCCUUGCCACCUCUAGUUCCUUCCCCCACGCUUCAUUCCCGCAGAGUCAGACUCAGGGCUGAGUUCUCAGAGGAGCAGCCCUGCUCAUGCUGCCCAGUGGAAAGGCAGGAAGUGGUUUCAGUUCUUGGUUUUGGUUUAUCCCACUUCCUGUCUCUAGGCCAUAGGGCAGGGUCAGUGCAUGCACACCCCCACAGCCUGUGAUGCAGGGUGAGAAGAAGGGUCUCAGGACCCCAACUAAAAAGGAGGAUUGGCAUUGCAUGGGCAGCAGGUUUGAGACGCUGCCAAUACUCCCCUCCAUAAGCCUCCGGCCCUUACGAGACACUUUGUAGCCAAUCAUGGGAUUCUUGGGCCGUAGAAGUUGUUUUAUAUGUUUAUUUAUUGACUUUAUUAUUAUUUUUGAGACGAGGUCUUGCAGUGAAGCCCAGGCUGGUCUUGGACUCACGUCAAUCCUCUUGCCGCAGCCUCCGAGUGUUGGAAUUGCAGGCGUGAGCCAGUAUGCCCUGCCCCAGCCUCUGCUGUUUUCCUUUGCAGGAUGGGUGCAGAUCGGUUGCCAGGCCCUCUGCCUUACACACAGCAGCACACAGUUUCGAGCGGUUCCAAUGGCUCAGUAGCUGUGCUCCGGGUAGCACUAAGCACGCAGAGGUCAAGUGGAGGAGACAGUGGUCAAGUCAGGAGAGAGGAGUGCAACUCCCCAGCAUUCUCCAGAGGGGAGAAAACCUAGGACCUGGAGACUGAGUCCCAGAGUAUGAGUUCUAGAAGCUGGGGUGCUUCUGCUGCCUUAUUACCAUGAUUUCACCCCAUUAUCAGCACAGAGCCAGCCCCAUCCUCGCCGUGCUUUCUGAACCUGAAGUCUCCAUUGUUCUCCCCACUGCUGCCAUUUCAAACCUCGGUGGCAGCGUGCUCUGGGGGCCAGGGUUCAGCUCCUUACCUAAACCAUACUGCUCCCUUGGAGGGGGCUCUAAGCCUGGGUGCCCAACUCUCUGUCGCCACCCCCACCCCCUCACCCCUCCCCACCGCACCCCCUCACCCUCCCUGCUCCAUCAGAAGUAGGGCCACACGCAGCUACUUGAGUUGGUCUUGUUGAUAUUUACCCCCGGGGUUCUGUAAAGCAGAUGCCCCCAGAGAGGGCAGUAUCCGGUCCCAGCCAGGCUUUUAGAGGCGCUGCCGGGGCAGCCGGAAGAAAACUCAGGGGAGGGAAGAUUUCUCACCUUCCUGAUGGCUAGUAAUAGGCCUGGUAUUUUGGAGCCAGUUUAAACAUUAUCAAAAAGAGGAAAUUAAACAUCAAGAGGCUAAUUAAAUCUCAUUCCCAUCCUUUAAUAUGUUGUGAGUUGGGCGACUCCUCAAACCUUUGGGCAACUGGGUGGAACGGGCAGUGGCACCUGGAAGUAUUGUGGCGUCCCCCACAGGGUGCUGCCUUCCCCCUCACAGGGUGCUGCCUUCCCCCCACAGGGUGCUGCCUUCCCCCUCACAGGGUGCUGCCUUCCCCCCACAGGGUGCUGACUCCCCCCACAGGGUGCUGCCUUUCUGGGAUUUUGAGUGACUGGUCAUCCCAGAGACUGGUCCUGAAGGGAGGGCCUGGAGUAGGGGGCUCUAUCCAUCUGUACCUCCCCUUCAUUCCAGAAGCAGACCCCAGUAAGAUCCCUCCUGGUGCACAACUUAGGUCAUUAUCGUUUAAAUUAAGAUGGAAACCAAGGGGGCCCUCUGCUCAGAAGACACUCGCAAAGGGGGUUUUUGAAGGACUAACCCUUUAGUUAGCAUCUCUCUACGCAGAGUUUGGUGUUGGUUUCAUCCUUGGUUGCUCUUCACCUGGGUUUUUGAGACCAAGUGUGUCCCUGAAGCUAGAGCUUGCUGAUUUGGCUAGAGUGCCCAGCGAGUCUGGGGAUCCCCCUCUCUUCCUCUCCUGCACCAUGGUAUCCAGUGUCUUUACACAGGGUAAAGGCCAGAGCAUGAACUCCAGUCAGGUGCUCCGCACCUUUGCUCCAAGCACCUCACAGCUGCUGCCUGGAUUGGUUUUUAUUGUUGUUUGUUUUGUUUUUUGUUAUUGUUUGUUUUCCAAGACAGAAUUUCUCUGUACCUUUUGGAGCCUGUCCUGGGAACUCAUCUGUAGACCUGGCCUUGAACUCAUAGAGAUCCACCCACCUCUGCCUCAAGAGUGGUGGGAUUGAAGUCGUGUGCCACCAUGCCCAGCUAUUUGUUACCGUUUGUAAUUUUAGGAAGUGUUAGUGUGUGCGGUGACAUACAUGUCAGAGCACAUGUAUGGAGGUUAGAGAACAACUUUGCAUACUUAGGUCUCUCAGUUCACCUCUAUGUGGAUUUGACAGUCCAGCCCAGGUUGCCAGGCUUGUGUGCCAAGUGUUUUCCCUGCUUUGCUUGCUGUCUUGCUGGUCCUUAAAAAACUAUUUUAUUAUGUAUGUGUUCUAUGGUGUGCAUGUAUGGGUAUGCAUGACCAUAUCUCUUUUAUGCGAGACUUUCAUUAUACUCCAU